This is a messenger RNA of Acinonyx jubatus (cheetah), 2572 nucleotides long. It is a transcript of the gene APOL6, whose product is annotated as apolipoprotein L6. Lineage: Eukaryota; Metazoa; Chordata; Mammalia; Carnivora; Felidae. The record is from RefSeq and is a predicted model, not a curated record. Gene Ontology annotation, biological process: lipid transport; lipoprotein metabolic process. The transcript is spliced from 3 exons. Bases 866 to 1870 code for a protein of 334 amino acids. Gene Ontology annotation, cellular component: membrane; extracellular region. Gene Ontology annotation, molecular function: lipid binding.
GGGAAGGCUGCUUCUGCCGAAACGUCCCGGGCAUCCUCUUGAUACGUGACGAGGAGAAAAAAGGGACUAUGCUAAAUAUUUUGGACAGAAGAAGCGAGAUCCCGUCAGGUGCAUGACCCUGGGCGAUAGGCCUCAAAGGGCAGAAACUGCCCCCCUCUCAGAGGGCAGGCUCGUGAAGGCUCACACAUCACCAAAAAAGCCCCUUCGUGGCCCUGCAUUGAUGAACUCGGGCCCAAUUAUCCGUUCAUCGGCAGAAGCCCCCAGCAGCUUGCAGCCCAAGGUAGAAAAUCAGCAUAUGUCCGCUGAGUGAGUUAGGGCAUCUACACUGUGUGGUGCCUCCUCCAGUGGGACCGCAAGUCUACACCCGUCAGUGGGCACCGCCGUCUCGUGACUUUGUAGUGAGCACAGAGUGGGGGUGUCAACUCUGCCCCUGCUCGCCCUUUCUCCUCUUUGUCUCUAUUCACUUGAGGAAACACAGCGAGCAGGCAGGGCUGCGUUGUGGGAUCCGUAAAGCUUAAGGUUCCUUGGCAGUGCCCGCCUCCUUGCCUGCAUCCCUCCCCUUUUCCACGGCCAGCACCCUCCGCCCCACAACCUUCUGCUCCGUGACCUGAUUUAUGGCUGCUGGUUAACUGAUCACUGGGCCUAAAUUUUCUAGUUUAUUAGCGCUAAGGGGUUUCCUGGGAGUCUAUUUAGUUUUUAACCUUUCCCAUUAAGAAAUUGGUGUGUGUGUGUGUGUGUGUGUGAAGAGAGAGAGAUUCAACAGUAUAAGCAUAUAUACUUCAGUGAGGAGUUCCUGACGUCAGCUGACAGAGGAGAAAGAAACAACCGGCAGGAUAGAAGGUUCUCGGAGCUCCGCCCCCACCUCAUGCGCUCCUCAGGGGACCAGGAUGACAUUCUUCCGUGUGAAGGUGUGCAGCAAGGAGAGGAGGGUCUGUCACCUGAAGAGAUAACAUUUUUGGAAGAGUUCCCCAUCGUGAAGGAGGAGCUGGAAGCAGGCAUCAGAAAGCUCCACGCCCUUGCAGACCACAUCAACACAACCCACAGAACACUCACCAAAACCAACAUGGCGGCCAACUCCAUGGCGGUGGUCUCAGGAGCCAUGAGCAUCCUGGCUCUAGUCCUUGCUCCAGCAACAGCAGGAGGAAGUCUGAUGUUCUCCGCUGCUGGUAAAGGUCUGGGGACAGCAGCUGGGGUCACCAGCAUCUUGAUCAACAUUUUGGGACACUUUCGAAAUCAAGAAGCCCGAGCUCAGGUCAGCAGCCUAGUGCCCACCCGUGGCCACGAGGUCGGGGAGCCCGGGGGGCAGAAGGCGUCUUACCUCAUGGCUGUUGGAAAGAUGGCUUAUGAUUAUGGAAGUGCCAUCAAGGAUAUUAAGAAGGACAUCCGCGCCCUUCAGAUAGCUAGAGCCCACCCACGUCUGGCCACUGCUGCUAAGCGUCUCCUGACCACUGGCCGAGUCUCGGCCCGAAGGAGCAGGCAGGUGCAAAGGGCCUUUAAAGGCACGACGCUGCUGAUGACGACAAACAUUCGCUUGCUGGGGAGUGCGAUGGCGGGCUUAUCCCUCGGCCAGGACUUGACCGCCCUCCUGAAGGACUGGAAGCGACUGAAGGAAGGAGCAAGGACGAAGUCUGCGGAAGAGCUGAGGGCCCAGACCUGGGAGCUGGAAAGGACGCUGACAGAACUCACCCAGCUCUAUGAGAGCCUGAAGCGGAGGAAACUCUUCCAAGAGGAAAGACCCAGGAGCUCAUCUUCGGGAGGAGCCACGGGGUCUCUGCCCCAGCCCCCAGCCAGGCGUGGGGAAGCAGGACCCCAGGGGACACAAGAGGAUGAGGGCAGGCUGAGCCGCCGCCGGGCCUCUGAGCAGAAUUAAAAGGGGCAGGGCGGAGGCGGGCUGGUUGGCAGAAGGGAUGCCCGGAAACUGAGCAACCAGAAGGUCCACCUGGGUCCCGAGGGUGCUGUCAGCUGGUGAGGGUGGCCAGAGCCAUCUGUCCUGCUUCUCCUUUGCCACCCGGCUUCUUCAUUGUCCCCCACUCUUCCCUGGGGAGCCACCUCAUUCCCACUGCUUUGUCAGCACCCCGUUCACUCAUGUGCACACAGGCUCUCUGCUAAGCAGGGACCAUGAGACAAGGAAGGUCCCUCAGGUGAAGGUCACCUUGGGCUCACCUUGCGCUCACCGGCUGCCUUGCUCUGCUCUCUUCCUCCCCCUGCCCUGCCGUAAAACCCUGGGUUUGCACACACAGGGAUGUCACCGCCGGACCAGAUUCCAUCAGGAGCCCUCCCUUUCUCUCCAAGUGCUCUGCGCAACUUAGGACCUCUCCAGGCUUCCCCAUUCACCUGUCUCUUCUUUUCUUCUUUUUUAUGUUUUCGCUGCUAUUUUGAAAGCAGUGCAUGGACAUGAGGUACAACUUUUUUUAAAGUUCAGGAAAGUAAAAACCAGGCGUUGGAAACAAUGCAUCAACCAAGGGUGACCACUGUUGGCAGCCGGGUGUGGAAUUUCCUUCCCGUGGUUACUUGCUUUGGGUGUUAAGGUGUAGGGGUCAUUAGACUGCGUGCGGGCGGGGGGGCGGGGCUU